Molecule: messenger RNA, 396 nt
Organism: Histoplasma capsulatum G186AR
Lineage: Eukaryota; Fungi; Ascomycota; Eurotiomycetes; Onygenales; Ajellomycetaceae
Exons: 6
Coding region: 1-396 (131 amino acids)
Source: RefSeq, a predicted model, not a curated record
AUGCUGCUGCUCGAAUCUUCUCAAAUCCUUGAUAGUAGAACUUACCAAGUUCUCAACAAUCUUACUUAUGUAUGGUGGGAUCUAAAUCUUAUCUAUUUCAUUCUCUAUAAAUACUACUACUUUUCAGUAGCUCAUGGUGUGAAUGGGGGAGACUUGGAUGCAGAAACUUCAUGGAACAUGCGGCCGGGGCAAGACGGAGCGAAAGUACGAGUUAGUAUAAUAUUGGCCGACCGGGGGGUUUCAAACUUAAUGGCCCUGACGGACGUCAAAUGUCAAGUCUCCACUGCGGAAAUCGAAGUGGGAAUUCUCGCAUUUAAACCAAUAAAAUCAUCGAGAUUCAACCGCCUUACCUGCAUACAUCCGGAAAUUACGAUAAGGACAAUAUUCAGAACUUAA